UUCAUUGACAAUUCAUUAGUUAUUUUUAAAAUCAAAACCUGAUAACCUCUACCUUAAAAAUAUAAACAACAAAUUUUCAUCUAAUUUGCCUUUUCUUUACUUUUUUUUGUCUGUGAUUUAGUUAUACGUUUCUGUAAUUGUUUCAACUACUGAGUAUUUAUUUUGAUUUUCAUGAAUAUAUCAUCUAUUGAUUGUUGAUUUACCUUCAUUGCUUUGGUCUUUACUUUGGUGUUACAACGUGACUAUUUGUGAAAACAUUUUGCCCUUCAUUUGGAUUUUUUUGAGACUUAAUUUUUGCAUCAAAUUUACCCCCAUUUCGCGUAAUCUUAGUUCAUCUUAAUUGAAUUUAUAGUGCCAAUCAAGUGACUAUUUGAUUAUUUAAUAGUAAAUCUGUGAAAGAUUCAAAUUAAAAUGACCAUCUCAAGUCAAGAAGAAGUUUUGGUUAAAAAAUUUCGUGAAUGGAUUUUGUCUCAACCGCAAUUUGUAUCGCCAAGAACAGAUGAUUUGUUCAUACUUCGGUUUCUACGGUUCCGCAAAUUUAAUUUUGAAGAAUCUUGUCGUGUCUUUGAGAAAUACUUGAAGGUUCGCAAUGUCCAUCCUUAUUGUUACAAAAAUUUAGACAUUCGAGAUUCAAGUUUAUACGAUCUUAUCAAACGUGGUUACAUCUUUCCAUUAUUUGAGCGAGAUGAUCGAGGAAGGACUGUCAUUUUUGGCCGAUGUGCAAUGUUUAACCAAAAAUACGGCCAUUUACCUACUGAUCUAUUUCGUUCCAUCAUAAUUACUUUCGAGAUUUUAUUGGACAAUGAAGAGAAUCAAAAAAAUGGAUUUGUUUACAUAUUUGACCAGGAAGGAGUCAGUCUCUCUGAAGUAACUUAUUUAGGAAUCAGAGAGUUAAAGAGACUAGCCCAAAGCGGAGAAAAAGCACUUCCUGUAAAACAUAAACAAGUUCAUUGGUUAAACUUACCCCACCUGAUACGAACUAUACUCAUCUUUAUCUCUGGUUUUAUGACACAAAAAUUACAGGAUCGUCUUUCAUUUCCUCGUGAUCUGAAUGAAUUACAUAAACGUAUUCCAGUUCAUAUAUUACCUAAAGAGUAUGGAGGAACCGUUCCAUGGCGUAUAAUGGCAGAUAAAUGGAUAAAGACAGUUGAAGAGAAUCGAGAGAAACUCUUAGCUUUAGAUAAGAUGACUUUGGAUGAUAGUAGGAAGAAGGAGAAAAGAUCAAAGGGUUACAAAAUUUACUGAAAAUGCAAAGAGCAACAAGCAACAAAACAAAAACUGGAUGUGAUCUAAUAUUUUGAUCUACAAAAUAAAAAAAACAAUUGAAAUUAUAGCCCAUCAGUCCAGCCACCAAUUCUCAUCAGUUUCCCCUGUUUAUCUGCAUUUAAUUUUUCAUCUUUUCUCUCUCAUCUUCCUGCUUUCAAACUUCCAUUCUUGUAUUUUCCAAAUUUUCAUUUUUCUAUUUUUCAAUAUCUCUUUCCUUACCUUACAAACUCUUUUUUGUUUUUGUAUGAUAAAAUUUCACAAAAGAUUGAUAAAUAUUAUUCUGUUCAUA
This is a messenger RNA of Tetranychus urticae (two-spotted spider mite), 1555 nucleotides long. Its product is annotated as alpha-tocopherol transfer protein-like. Gene Ontology annotation, molecular function: phosphatidylinositol bisphosphate binding. The record is from RefSeq and is a predicted model, not a curated record. NCBI's taxonomy places the organism in Eukaryota, Metazoa, Arthropoda, Arachnida, Trombidiformes, Tetranychidae. Gene Ontology annotation, cellular component: membrane.